Aspergillus niger is the source of this 1974-nucleotide messenger RNA. RefSeq lists its product as hypothetical. The record is from RefSeq and is a predicted model, not a curated record. The transcript has 10 exons. The coding region runs from base 1 to 1974 and encodes 657 amino acids. Lineage: Eukaryota; Fungi; Ascomycota; Eurotiomycetes; Eurotiales; Aspergillaceae.
AUGACGAUUGAGGGGGACCUUACAGACGAUGGCAGUGCUCUUUCGCCAUGCAGCCCCGUGACUCACUCCCGGCAACCAGCCACAUCUGGCAUCGGUUCUACCGCAUUCCGGGCCUGGAACUAUGUGAUUGCUGGCCCUGGGACGACAUGUUCUGUUUCGUUCCGGUGGUGGUGGUGGUGGCUGGCUGUCUGGCUGCCGUGCCCAGGGCCUUCACGUGAUGAGACUGAGCCGUGUUUUGGACGCCAGAAGUUUGCAGUGUUUGUUGGAAAGGGUACCCCUCAUGCAGGCAGUUCAGGACCAAUGGGGAAAGGCGCCCAUGGCGUGUGUAAGAAUCGUGGGUUCUCCGCCUUACGGGGUAAUAGCCAAUACGGUACGGUCCCAACCCACCUGCCUGGAUGGGUGGACGUGGGAGUUGGACGUGGGAGAAGAGACACGGAACCUUACCCGACUGCGUCAUGUUAUGACGGUCAUGCCUGGCCGCAUCCCCCACUAGUAGCCAAUGAUCACUGGAGCCCCGUCAUGUGGUGGCCCUGGAACCUUAUGGGAAGGAACGACGGGGGUCAGCCUACCCAUGGAGAUGUCAUCCAUGCUCCUGACCUGAUCCGGUUCCCCUCCCCCUCCCUCUUUCUCUUCUCUCUUCUUCCCUUUGCUAUUCUGUCGCCAGAACAACUUCUACUUUACUUCAACCACUUCCCGGUUGUCUGUUACCUCAAAUCUAGACGCUGCUUCCGACCUGUCGUGUUUACACACCCACCCUCCGGCGUGUCCACGGAUCUCCGCUCCAGAUACGCUGUUCUCUCCGUUCAUCCGGCACGGCCGUUAACACAACUCCACGGGAUUCCUCCGGCAGUGAAUCCAUACUACCCUUGCGAGUGUCGUUGCCGGUCGACCACACCGUCAGAACCUCCGUUCUCAGCCCGGUCCAAGGCUUCGGACGAUUUGUUUCGCCAGCAGAGCCGGUCCUUAGGUGACACCAGCCCCUUUCCAGAAGAUCCCAGUCGAGCCACUUUGGAGCAUGAUCUCGGUGGAAAGACCAAGAAAAAGGGGAAAACCGGAACCAAGGGGAAGAAUAAAGCAGCCAAAGCAAUCCCGAAGUCUACACCUGACGACCUUCUAGAAGCAGAAGCACCGUCACCGUCACCGCCUCUGCAGGCUGAACCAUCGUCCUGCCCCAAUCCAACACUGGAGCCGCCACCUAGCAACAAUAUCGUGUCACCGGUACUUGAUGCCCUUGGCACUCUGGGGGACUCUCCGGAGAAUGACAUUGCUUACCGCACCGGUACUUGGGCCAAGUCCAUCCCGUAUGGCAAAAGUCCUCCGAAUGAUGCCGUUGAUGGCGAGUUCAACAGUGGGUCUCCCUUCGGUUUCCUCACCAGUCAAGACAAAGGCGGAUUCAGCCACCCCUCUUCGACGUCUCCCCCUCCGGGAGCAAGGCCCUUGAGCUAUGGGCGGGGUUACGCAACCAGCAGUGUGUCUAGACAGCACUCCGUGGACCGACAAAAGAGCAACUCCGUCAGUAGCCCAUUUAACAACCAGGCACCCCUACCGCAUCUGCCGCAGGCCCAUUUCUAUGGCGCGCCAGAUAUCGAUUUGCCUCUGUUCUCUGGCCAGAAUAGGGCCGCAACCGACGGUAGUUAUUCAUUCUGUGCGUUCGAUACGAUCAUAAGCCCGCCAUCCAAAGCCUCCAGGAUGGGAAGUAGCGUUCUCCUGGUCGGCACGGAUGGCGGCUUGGAUAUUCUUGCCAUUGAAGAUCGAAAAACGCGCCCUGUAGGGAAGUUGGCAGGUCUCAAUGGCCGCGUAAUUGAAGCGAAGUUGCUGAGCAACACUUCAACUAAUGACACGUCUAUACAUUCCCGACCUCAUAUCGCUGUCAUCAUUCACGGCCCCACUGCUCAACCAGAUGAUGAGGGCCAUGCAUCCUCCAAUAGCUCGGAAGCAAAUGAUAUUCCCACUGGAAGACAGUGUAUUCUUUAA